UUCUACUGUAUGACUGUGAAACAUGACCAUUGAAGGUGGAAGACAUGAGAAGGCUUCAGGUAUUUGACCACCGUCGCCUUCGAAGUAUAAGCCAUAUUCCAUGGUGUCACCACGUGAGUAACGCAGAAGUCAGGUGUAGAGUUUUAGGGAGAAGAGGUAAAUCAGUUGACUAGGUUAUGAAUCUUCAUCGACUGAAGUGGUUGGGACACGUGUUAGGUAUGCCUAGUCGCAAUCUACCUCGUCACACAAUGUUGGCCGAAGUAGGUGCAGUCUGGAAAAAGGCCCAAGGUAGUCAGACUAAAACAUGGCAUCAAUGUGUGAAGUCUCUGACUGUUGGUUUGAGCCAUGUGGGGCAAUGUAGACUAGCCAGUUGGGGUCUGCGGGAUAAGAGGAACCAGUGGUUGGAGACUCUAGGUGAUAUGGCUCAGGACCGAUGUCAGUGGCGCAGAUGUAUACACACAUCAUCCUCAUCUUAACGACGCUAUACCGAAUCCCACUAUUUUCUCAUUCUUCCUUUCUCUCUUUUCGUACUUUAUAUUUCUUUUGACUGAAUUUUCUCGUCUUCAUCUUGCACUUCACAGCCUUUUUACUUGAUGUACUGAUAUGAGGUGUGGCAACUCGG
Molecule: messenger RNA, 622 nt
Organism: Heterobilharzia americana
Lineage: Eukaryota; Metazoa; Platyhelminthes; Trematoda; Strigeidida; Schistosomatidae
Source: the annotation of a GenBank genome assembly